This is a messenger RNA of Amphimedon queenslandica, 1472 nucleotides long. RefSeq names its product FGGY carbohydrate kinase domain-containing protein-like. The coding region runs from base 1 to 1395 and encodes 464 amino acids. Gene Ontology annotation, molecular function: D-ribulokinase activity. Lineage: Eukaryota; Metazoa; Porifera; Demospongiae; Haplosclerida; Niphatidae. The record is from RefSeq and is a predicted model, not a curated record. Gene Ontology annotation, cellular component: cytoplasm. The transcript has 12 exons. Gene Ontology annotation, biological process: pentose metabolic process; carbohydrate phosphorylation.
AUGGCGUCCAAUCAUUACCUGAGUGUUGAUGUGGGUACGGGAAGCGUUAGAGCUGCUCUAUGGGGUCAAGAUGGUGAGUGUCUCUCCCGUUCAGUGUGUCCUAUCAGGACGUGGACCAACGAGGGCAUGCCAGAAGGAUCCUACGAGUCAUUAUGUACAUUGACAUGUAAAUGGACCUACAUAGCUCACGACGUGGAAGACACCACUGUACCUAGUAAUGAUGAAGCCACUAAUGGUGAUACUACUAAUGUCAGGCUCGCUAAAGGAUGGAAUGACUCCUUUUGGUGUUCAAUAGGUCUGGAGUGCUUAGUGAAUGAAGAAUACAAGAGGAUUGGUACUAAAGUUCAGGUACCAGGAAGGUCAGUUGGUUUAGGGUUAAGUGAGAGAGCAGCUGUUGAGUUAGGACUAACACCAGGCACACCAGUAGCUACUGGAAUCAUUGAUGCCCAUGCAGGAGGAUUAGGUAUGCUUGGUGCCGAUACGUCUCAGGUUGGGUCGCUAGGGGAUGUUCCUCUUACCUCUCGUCUUGCUCUUAUAGGAGGGACCUCAUCCUGUCACAUGAUGUCCUCAGAUACUCCAUUACUGGUCCCUGGUGUUUGGGGUCCAUAUUACUCUGCAAUGAUACCAGGACUGUACCUCAAUGAAGGAGGCCAGAGUGCCUCUGGAGCACUAAUCGAUUAUGUCCUUCACUCGUAUCCUGGAGCUUACCGAGAACUGGAGGAUCAGCUGAACCACACGAAAGGAAUCACUUCAGUACACCAACUGAUAGAAUCAAGGCUAACCUCCCUCUCUCAUCAGAAAGGACUACCCUCCCUCUCCCACUUAACUGCUCAUUAUCAUGUCCUCCCUGACCAUCAUGGGAACCGGUCCCCUCUUGCUGAUCCUACACUUAGAGGAAUGGUAUCAGGGUUAUCAUUGGGGCAGUCGGUUGAUGACUUAUCAAUUGCUUAUUUAGCAACUAUGCAAGCUCUGGCAUACAACACAAAACACAUUAUAGAAGCAGCUGAAACUUCUUCCGAAGAAACCCAAAAAGAAGGAAAGGGAAAAGGCAGGGAAGGAACAGUGAAAGUUUUAUUUAUAUGUGGUGGACUUUCCAGUAAUCCCAUCUUCCUUCAUACACAGUCUGAUAUCACAGGCUUGCCUGUUGUGGUGCUCAGUGAUAACAGAGAUGCUGUCCUACUGGGAUCAGCCAUAUUGGCAGCAACUGCUUCAACAGGAGAGGAUGUUUCAUUAAUUAUGGCAAGGAUGUCCUCCAUAGAUCAAGACAAAGUUAUAUAUCCAGACAAAACGCCCUCACUGGUGAGAUUUCACCAAUCGAAAUACAAAGUGUUUAAAUUCUUAUACGAAGACCAGUACAAGUACAGGAGGAUAAUGAACGAAGGAGGGGUGAUGUGAGAGCGAGAGAGGGGGUCAAUUUUGUACUUUGUAGUUUGUAUAAUGGAAUUACAUGUAUACUUUAACGCGUAAUUUUA